GAGCAGCGGGCGCCCGCCGGGAUGCUGCGCGUGGGAAUGCCGGCCUGGGAGCUCCCCGGGACCGGAGAAGUCCACACCGGGACAACCAUCAUGGCGGUGGAGUUUGAUGGGGGCGUCGUGGUGGGUUCUGAUUCCCGGGUAUCUGCAGGACAGGCGGUGGUGAACCGAGUGUUUGACAAACUGGCCCCCUUACACCAGCGCAUCUACUGUGCCCUCUCCGGAUCGGCUGCGGAUGCCCAGGCCAUAGCAGACAUGGCCACCUACCAGCUGGAGCUCCACGGGAUGGAAGUUGAAGAACCUCCUGUUGUUAUGGCUGCUGCCCACGUGGUGAAGAAUAUCACCUACAAGUAUCGAGAAGACCUGUCUGCACAUCUCAUGGUAGCUGGUUGGGACCAACGUGAGGGGGGCCAAGUAUAUGUAACCCUGGAAGGAAUGCUGACUCGGCAGCCUUUUGCAAUUGGGGGCUCUGGCAGCAGCUAUAUCUACGGUUAUGUGGACGCGGCAUAUAAGGCAGGCAUGUCCCCUGAGGAAUGCAGGCGCUUCACCACAGAUGCGAUCACUCUGGCCAUGAGCCGGGAUGGCUCUAGUGGGGGCGUCAUCUACCUGGUCACUAUCACCGCUGCGGGUGUGGAUCAUCGAGUGAUCCUGGGCAACGAGCUGCCGAGAUUCUAUGACGAGUGACUCUUCCUCAGACUUGUUUUGUAAUAAACUCUGGAACCGGAA
Echinops telfairi (small Madagascar hedgehog) is the source of this 723-nucleotide messenger RNA. RefSeq names its product proteasome 20S subunit beta 9 (gene PSMB9). Gene Ontology annotation, molecular function: threonine-type endopeptidase activity. The record is from RefSeq and is a predicted model, not a curated record. Bases 22 to 681 code for a protein of 219 amino acids. Gene Ontology annotation, cellular component: proteasome core complex. Lineage: Eukaryota; Metazoa; Chordata; Mammalia; Afrosoricida; Tenrecidae. The transcript has 6 exons.